UAUAAUGGCGUUAUGUAUUGCACAGGUGACCCCAAUGACAGCAUUGAAGUUUGCGGAGCUUACAGUCAAGGCUGGAUUCCCUCCUGGAGUCAUCAACAUCUUGCCAGGAUCAGGUUUGUAUAAACCUACUGUAAUCCAUUCAGUAAAUGAGUAGUUUUCAAUGCCAGUUAACAAAUUCUGGUACUGUCUACUUCCUUGAAUUUCAGAGAUGAAACUACUUUGUUUACGUAUAUAUAUAGUUUGUCCUCGUUAUCAGUGAAAUGCUGUCGAUGAAAAGAUCUAAUAUAUUAUUUGAAUAUUUAUUUGGCUUUUCCAGGUUCUUUGAUUGGUAAUUACAUGUGUGAACAUCCUGACAUCAGUAAAGUCGGUUUCACUGGUUCAACUCCUGUUGGCAAGACUAUCAUGUCCAAGUAAGUUGUGCAGAGCCUACUAAUAUCAUCUUUAAUAGUACAGCUUAAACAAUGUUAAAUAUGCUCUGAAUCAUUCGUAAUCUUUUUUUCUCAUCUCAACAGUUGCAGUCCUUCACUAAAGCGAGUUCAGUUGGAGCUUGGUGGCAAAUCACCAUUGAUCAUUUUUGCAGAUUGUGACUUGGAUCGAGCCGUCCGUCAGGUAUGGUAGCAAUAACUAUUCGUCAUAGAAAUAAGAGAUAUGGAAAGAUAUAGAAUAAAUAUACCUUACCAUAGCAGUGCCUUAGUAUAUAUACACCCAUACCUUAACAUGGCAGUACCCUAGUAUAUAUAUAUAUAUAUAUAUUCUAAAAGCUCAUUCACACUGAAUGAGUGGAGGUUCAAUCUGAGCUUCUCUUGAGUGUUAAUCCUGUUUUUGAAUAGCUGGAGGGCUAGUGUCAUACCUUACUCGGUAACUACUCACCCUCCAGCUAUUCAAAAACAGCAUUGACACUCAUUGACAAGAGAAGCUAAGAUUGAACCUCCACUCAUUGAGUGUGAGUGAGCUUUUAGAAUACGGGCGAUACAAUAAUAAAGAUGUCUAUUUGUUUUUCAGGGUCUCAUGGCUUGCUUCUUCAACAAAGGAGAGAAUUGUAUUGCCGCAGGUAAAGAUUUAGAAGUCUCGUGCAUAUAUUGUUGGCUUUCUGUACGACCAUGACUGGACGGCAGUUUAAGAUAUUGCGUUCUGUUUUAGGUCGGCUGUUUGUUGAAGAAUCCAUUCAUGACGAAUUCGUAGAAAAAGUGGUAAGUUUCUCCAUCGGUAAUACAUUAGUCCAAAACCAAAAUGAAUUAUUCAAUUAUUUUUCUGUCUAGCUGUAUUUGUCCUAAAGGCUUCUUAUUACACGCGUAAAAAUCUCACAUCUUGUAGCAAGUCUGCCAACAAGCCGUCAACAAGUUGUGUUCGCACUGCUUGUCCAAAGUUGUCAACAAGUAUGGAACAAGCUGUUAACAACUUGUAACAAGUUUGUUGAUAUUAUCAGACUUGUUGCAAAGUUGUUCCAACAAGUCCGAUACAGUCAUGAUAUAACAAUAUUGUUACAACCUUGUGUCGUCAAACUUGUAACAUUCUUGUUAUAUCAUGACUGUAUGAUCAGACUUGUUAGAACAACAUUGUAACAAGUCUGAUAAUGCCAUCAAGCUUGUUACAAGUUGUUAACAGCUUGUUCCGAACUUGUUACAGGAACUGGGAACAAGCAGUGCGAACACAACUUGUCGACAGCUUGUGAAUGGAUUUUGUAACAACUAGUUUGCAGACCUGUAACAACUUGUGCGUUUUUACGUGUGUACACUUACAUACCUCACUUGCAGAGAUUUAUUUUGCAUUUCGUUCUCCACAGGUGGCUGAAGUAAAGAAAAUGAAAAUUGGCAAUCCACUGGAUCGUUCAACAGACCAUGGUCCACAGAAUCAUAAAUCUCAUCUCGAUUCCCUCUUGUCGUAUGUCGAUACUGGCGUCAAGGAGGGGGCUACUUUGGUAUAUGGAGGAAAACGAGUCGACACGCCGGGUAAAUAUACAGAGCUUGACUUUAUUCACACUAGAUAACAGUAUGAGUUCUGUAAUUGGCCGCAGGAAGAAUUCAGAUUACCAGUAAAAAACCUGCAGUGUUUGAGAAAUAUUCAAGACUCUCGAAGGACAUCGUACUCAUUGAAUGAAUAUAGCAGUUUUGUUACAACCUUGUGUCGUCAACGUUGUAACAUUCUUGUUUGUCAUGACUGUAUCAGACUUUUUAGAACUGCCUUGUAACAAGUCUGAUAAUGCCAUCAAGCUUGUUACAAGUUGUUAACAGCUUGUUCCAAACUUGUUACAACAACUGGGAACAAGCAGUGCGAACACAACUUGUCGACAGCUCGUGAACAGAUUUGUAACAACUUGUUUGCAGACCUGUAACAACGUGUGCGUUUUUGCGUGUGCAUUAAUUUGCGGUUAGAACUCGACAACUGGACUCUGUACACGUAAAAACGCACAAGUUGUUACAGGUCUGCAAACAAGUUGUCACAAAUCUGUUCACAAGCUGUCGACAAGUUGUGUUCGCACUGCUUGUUCCCAGUUGUUGUAACAAGUUUGGACCAAGCUGUUAACAACUUGUAACAAGCUUCAUGGCAUUAUCAGACUUGUUGCAAGGUUGUUCUAAGAAGUCUGAUACAGUCAUGAUAAAACAAGAAUGUUACAUGUUUGAUGACACAAAAUUGUAACAAUAUUGUUAUAUCAUGACUGUAUCAGACUUGUUGGAACAACCUUGCUACAAGCCUGAUGAUAUCAACAAGAUUGUUACAAGCUGUUUAAAUAACUUGUACAAUAUUGUUAUAUCAUGACUGUAUCAGACUUGUUACAACAACCUUGCUACAAGUCUGAUAAUAUCAACAUGCUUGUUACAAGCUGUUUAAACAACUUGUACAAUAUUGUUAUAUCAUGACUGUAUCGGACUUGUUGGAACAACCUUGCUACAAGUCUGAUAAUAUCAACAAGCUUGUUACAAGCUGUUUAAUCAACUUGUACAAUAUUGUUAUAUCAUGACUGUAUCAGACUUGUUGGAACAACCUUGCUACAAGUCUGAUAAUAUCAACAAGCUUGUUGCAAGCUGUUUAAUCAACUUGUACAAUAUUGUUAUAUCAUAACUGCAUCAGACUUGUUGGAACAGCCUUGCUACAAGUCUGAUAAUAUCAACAAAAUUGUUACAAGCUGUUAACAACUUGUACAAUAUUGUUAUAUCAAGAAUGUAUCAGACUUGUUGGAACAAUCUUGCUACAAGCCUGAUAAUAUCAACAAGAUUGUUACAAGCUGUUAACCCCAGUCCCAGAAGGAAAGAAGACAUGCGCUAAAAUCGUGAUGUUAUUUUAGGUUGGUAUAUGGAGCCAGCAGUGUUCACGAAUGUCCAAGAUGGAACAUUCAUUGCGAAAGAAGAAUCGUUUGGUCCAAUAAUGGUCAUAUCCAAGUUUGAUAAUGGGUAACCUUGUUUGCAUUGUAUAUAACAAAUAGAUUAAUUGUUUUCACUAUUUUGCGACAGAUGAAAGUGAUACUGCUUGAUAUAUACACACAAAAAAUCUCACAACUUGUCAACAAGAUGUGUUCGCAACAGGCUUGUAGCAAACUUGUCAACAAGUUGUAACAAUGCUGUUACGACAAUAUGCAGGACGAUAGCAAGUUGUUAGAACAACUUGUAACAAGUCUGUUGAGCUCAACGACCUUGUAGCAAAUUUUUAACAGACCGUUGACAACUUGUUAACAAGCUGGGAACAAGCAGUGCGAACACAUCCUGUUGACAAGUUGUUGGAAUAGCAUUGCUACAAGUCUGCUGCAGGUUUGUUGCAACUUGUGCGUCUUUACGUGUGUAGCACACGAGUAAAAUCUCGCAGCUUGUGAACAACAUGUGUUCGCACUGCUUGUUCCCAGUUGUUGACAAAUCCGGAACAACUGUUAUCUUCUUGUAACAAGGUUGAUGAGGCCAAGAGACUCGCAACAAGUUGUUCCAACAAGUCUGAUAUAGUCUUGAGAACAAUCUUCUUACAACUCGUUUGAAGAUCUAUAACAACUUGUGUGUUUUUACUUGUGUAGUCUCGUAUGUGAAGGCUUUCAUUUUCUUGAAGUGUCGACAUUUCUGAACUUGGCCAGACCCAGACACCUUAGUUCGAGUCUCUUACAACUUGUGUUUAUUUCAGAGAUGUUGAUGGCGUCAUAAAACGAGCAAAUGCGACAGAGUACGGUCUCGCGUCUGGUGUGUUCACCAAAGAUCUCAGCAAGGUACGUCAAUUCCACUUCCUUUUUUGUUGGCGGAUCUAAACCAGAGCGUCAUAAAGGAAGUAUCCCAAUUAAUUCAGCGUUCCUACAAGAGAAGCUAACAUUUGCACUGAAUACAGCAGCUCAUCUAAAAUGUUCUCCCUGCCCAUGACAACCUGCAAACGUAUUUUGUUCAAUGAUGUUUAAACAUGUUCUGUAACUUGAUGCAGGCUCUGAGAGUUUCUGAUGGUCUUGAAGCUGGAACGUGUUUUGUUAAUUGCUACAACAAGACGGAUGUAGCUGCUCCUUUCGGUGGAUUUAAACAGUCUGGCUUUGGAAAAGAUUUAGGUAUGAUGGUACAUAUUACAUUGUCCUGUGGUGCAACUGUGUGUUGUCUCUGUCUGUCUGCCUGUAUUUAUUUAUUUAUUUAUUUUGCUUUGCCUAUAAUUACACAAUCAAACAACACGCAUACCCAACCAUUUCUGUCCAACCCCAAAACGCGCAAACUUCAACGCAACGUACAUGAUGCAAAAUUAAACCUAGGACGGUUUAAUUUUCGAAUCAUACACAUCAUUCAUUAUGUAUGAGUCUGUCUGUAUGUGUCUGUUUAUCUGUCUGUGUUUGUUUGUCUGUAUAUGUCUGUUUAUCUGUCUGUGUCUGUUUAUCUGUCUGUGUUUGUUUAUCUGUCUGUGUUUGUUUGUGUCUGUUUAUCUGUCUGUGUUUGUUUGUCUGUAUGUGUCUGUUUAUCUGUCUGUUUGUCUGUAUGUGUCUGUUUAUCUGUCUGCGUUUGUUUGUCUGUAUGUGUCUGUUUAUCUGUCUGUGUUUGUUUGUCUGUAUGUGUCUGUUUAUCUGUCUGUGUUUGUUUGUGUCUGUUUAUCUGUUUGUUUAUCUGUCUGUGUUUGUUUGUCUGUAUGCGUCUGUUUGUCUUGUCUGUCUACAUUUGUCUGUAUGUUUGCCUGUCUGUCUGUUUGUCUGUAUGUGUCUGUAUGUAUGUGUUUAUCUGUUUGUUUGUUUGUCUGUCUGUUUGUCUAUCUGUUUGUCUGUCUGUUUGUCUGUCUGUUUGUCUGUCUGUGUCUGUAUGUGUGUGUGUGUCUGUUUCUUUGCCUGUCUGUCGUCUGUAUGUGUCUGUCUAUCUGUCUGUCUGUCUGUCUGUCUGCAUGCAUUUGUUUGUCUGUCUGUAUGCAUGUGUCUGUAUGUUUGCCUGUCUGUCUGUUUGUGUCUUUUUGUCUGUAUGUGUCUGUCUGUAUAUGUCUGUUUGUCUGUCUGCAUGCAUCUGUUUGACUGUCUGUCUGUCUGUAUGUGUCUGUCUGUAUGUGUGUCUCUGUUUGUCUGUCUGUGUCUGUCUGUCUGUAUGUGUAUGUUUGUCUGUCUGUAUGCAUUUGUUUGUUUGUCUGUAUGUGUCUGUUUGUCUGUCUGUAUGUUUGUUUGUUUGUCUGUGUCUGUCUGUCUGUCUGUCUGUCUGUCUGUCUGUCUGUCUGUCUGUCUGUCUGUCUGUCUGUCUGUCUGUCUGUCUGUCUGUCUGUCUGUAUGUAUGUAUGGAUGUGUCGGUUUGUCUGUCUGUGUCUGGAUGUCUGUUUGCAUGCAUGUGUCUGUAUAUAUGUUUGUCUGUAUGUGUCUGUUUGUCUAUAUAUGUUUGCUUGCUUGUCUUCUUAUUUAUUAGUCAUUCUUCAUUCAAAGGACUAACAAAGGUUCAACGAUUGAAAAUUGUUGUGUUAAGUUGUGAUUGUUAUAAAUGGGAAUUAUGAUUAUCUUUUCAGGAGAGGAAGCGUUGAACGAAUAUCUCCGAACCAAAGUGGUGACAGUUGAGUAUUAAAAUAAUGAAACACGAUGCUCUAAGCAAAACUUAAUAAAAUAUAAUAUAAUCUUAAUGGUUUUAGUAUAUGAAACGAUUCAGAGAUGUAUCUAAGAUACGAACAAUAUGCGUAAGUUGAUAUUUUAGGGUCACAUAUAUAUAUCAUUUAUUCAUACUAUAAGAUAUGACGGUAACAUCUGUGUGAUUGCAUUUGUUCUAUCGACGGCAUUUUA
Molecule: messenger RNA, 6184 nt
Organism: Paramuricea clavata
Lineage: Eukaryota; Metazoa; Cnidaria; Anthozoa; Malacalcyonacea; Plexauridae
Source: the annotation of a GenBank genome assembly